AUGUACAAAGUAGCAAGUUCUUCAGAAUACCUGGUGAUUACUGGCAUCGGAAUCCAAGACACUAAGAUCGCCAAGAAGGCAUGGAUUCUCCCCGGUCAGCUCUGCACCGUCUUCGACGUUUCUCCGGUAAACUACUCCUUCGAAGUUCAGGCCAUGAGCGUUCAGAAACUUGCCUUCGUCCUUCCCGCCGUCUUCACCAUCGGUCCUCAAAUCGACGACCACGAAAGCCUCAUCAAGUACGCCAAGCUCAUCUCUCCUCACGGCAACCUCUCCAAACACGUCAAUGACCUCGUUCUCGGUAUCAUUGAGGGAGAAACCCGCGUCAUCGCCGCCUCUAUGACCAUGGAGGAUAUUUUCUGUUCAACCAAAGACUUCAAGGACGAGGUCUUCCGUAAGGUUCAGCCUGAGCUGAAUCAAUUCGGAUUAUGGAUCUACAAUGCAAACGUGAAACAAUUGGUUGACGUCCCAGGGCACGAAUACUUCUCAUACCUAGGUCAAAAGGUUCACGAGGAAGCCGCGAACAAGGCGAAGGUGGAGGUGGCGGAGGCCAGGAUGAAGGGGGCGAUAGGAACCAAGUUGAGAGAAGGGCUGACGCAGCAGAACGCCGCUAAGAUCGAUGCGGAGACGAGGAUAGUAUCGACUCAGAGGAAGGGGGAAGGGGAGAAGGAGGUGAUAAAGGUCAAGGCGAUGAUUAAGGUGUUCAAAAAUCAAAGGGAGUCGGAGGUUGCUGAGGCUAAUUCCGAUUUGGCGAAGAAAAAGGCUAAUUGGGGUAGGGAGGCUCAGUUGGCGGAAAUGGAGGCGGUGAAGGCGGUUGCUGUGAGGGAUGCAGAGUUGCAGAGGGAGGUUGAGAUGAUGAAUGCUUUGACGAUGACAGAGAAGCUCAAGGGCGAGUUCUUGAGCAAAGCCAAAGUAGAGUACGAAACUAAGGUGAAAAAAGCAAAUUGGGAACUGUACGCAAAACAGAAAGAAGCAGAGGCAGCUCUAUACGCGAAACAGAGAGAAGCCGACGCCCAAAGACAAUCAGCCGAAGCAGACUUGUACGCGAAGAAGAAAGAGGCGGAGGGGUUAAUGGUCUUGACUCAUGCGGAGGGGGCGUAUCUACGCACCCUCGUGGACGCAGUUGGGGACAAUAACUAUAAUGCUGUCCGCGAUUACCUAAUGAUCUCCAACGAUAUGUUGGUGAACAUGGCUCGCAUCAACUCCCGAGCUGUCGAGAGUCUCGAACCGAACAUUAGUAUCUGGACUGGUGUCGGCUCUCAUGCAUCGGGCAAGGGUGGUGGUGGGUGA
Molecule: messenger RNA, 1287 nt
Organism: Impatiens glandulifera
Lineage: Eukaryota; Viridiplantae; Streptophyta; Magnoliopsida; Ericales; Balsaminaceae
Product: flotillin-like protein 1
Exons: 3
Coding region: 1-1287 (428 amino acids)
Biological process (GO): protein localization to plasma membrane
Cellular component (GO): plasma membrane raft; plasma membrane
Source: RefSeq, a predicted model, not a curated record